Molecule: messenger RNA, 1321 nt
Organism: Trifolium pratense (red clover)
Lineage: Eukaryota; Viridiplantae; Streptophyta; Magnoliopsida; Fabales; Fabaceae
Product: diacylglycerol O-acyltransferase 2D-like
Exons: 9
Coding region: 130-1083 (317 amino acids)
Biological process (GO): triglyceride biosynthetic process
Cellular component (GO): endoplasmic reticulum membrane
Molecular function (GO): diacylglycerol O-acyltransferase activity
Source: RefSeq, a predicted model, not a curated record
GGCACAUAAAGGAGUAUAGGGCAGAGAGCCGAAAAAACAGAGCUGAGAAGUAAAUUAUUUAAGCGGUUGACUCAUUCAUAAAUCAAACCAAUUACCUCAAAGAUUCAAUAAAACUAAAAACUACAAAACAUGAAAAAAGUGUUCGGAGGAAAUAAGGAAUCCGGUGAAUCAUGCAACUUGUUCAACUCAGUUGUAGCAUUGUCUUUGUCUUUUGGAGCAAUUCAUUUCAAUGUUUCUUUGAUACUCUUUGCUCUUUUCUUCCUUCCUCUCUCAAAAGCACUUUUGAUCUUUGGUUUUCUCAUACUGUUUUCGGUCCUUCCUGUGGAUAAGGACAGUUUAUUGGGUCAAAAAUUAUCCAGAUUCAUAUGCAAACAUGUUUGCAGUUAUUUCCCUAUCACGCUUCACUUGGAGGAUGCAGAAGCUUUCCAUCUCAAUCAACCUUAUGUUUUUUGCUAUGAGCCACAUUCAAUUUUCCCAUUAGGCAUUUUUGCACUUCAUGAAAACGUAGGCUUCAUGCCUAUUCCAAAUAUAAGAUUUCUUGUUAGCACUGCAUCUUUCUACAUACCAUUUUUGAGACAAGUAUGGACAUGGUUGGGUUAUUCAUCAGUGGAGAAGAAAAAUUUAAUUUCCUUGUUGGAAGCUGGCCAUAGUUGCAUUAUAGUACCUGGUGGAAAUCGAGAAACACUUUUUAUGGAGCAUGGUUGUGAGAAUGUAUUUCUUAAAGAAAGAAGAGGAUUUGUUCGAAUGGCAAUGGAGAUGGGUCUCCCCCUUGUUCCAGUUUUUUGCUUUGGUCAGACAAAUAUCUAUAAUUGGUGGAAAGUUCCUGGUAAGGUAAUUCAGAAUCUUGCAAGGUCUAUGAAGAUCUUUCCAUUAAUAUUUUGGGGAAUAUUUGGAUCUCCUAUACCGUUCAAGAAACCAUUGUAUGUUGCUGUGGGUAGACCAAUUCAGCUUCAGAAAAAUCCAGAACCAACAAUAGAUCAGGUUGCCAAAGUACAUAGUGAGUUUAUUAAAGCACUUCAAGAUCUCUUUGAACGACACAAGGCUCAAGCUGGAUGUGAAAACCUAGAGUUGAAAAUUGUUUGAAAAAUUAAUUUUCCAGUAUCCGACAUCACCUCAAAACAUAUAGACCAUGAGUACGAAAUCCGAGGCAUGGGAAAAAAUAUUACUCGUAAAAAGAAAUAAGAGUAUUCCAAACAUAUUAUGUGUUCCUCAAUCAUUUCUCAUAUAUUUGAGUCGGAUAAUGUAUUUUAGUAAUACAUUUCCUUCUAAUUUAUUUGUGAAUUACCUUAUUAUUAUAGUCAAGACUAGUCAAGCCAAAUCA